CGACCUUUACUCUGAUACAAUAUAAUAGGCCGCGAUCGAGAAGUUGACGGCCAAUCUAUUUUUAGUAACGGAAAACCCCUCUUGUGACGUCACACAAAAACCUCCUAUACGACACGAAUCAAUAUCCCACACGAUUUAUCGAUAUUUAAUCGAUAUUGAUGUUAAUAUACUGUCCAUACGCAGGUGAAAGCUGACGUAACUAAAUACUGGCACAGUGUUACAUAAGAAUAUUAUGCAACAAGUUGUUCAGUGUGAAGAAUACGAACACGCUCGGCCUUACAUAACUGACUAUAAACGGUUACGUAAAUUCAGCACACUUCUCGAAGUUUGUUUCCACUCUUCACUUCUACGCUCGCAACAUUCGUUAUUUUUCACUGUGACGUUCUUGUUGUACUGUGAGGAUCUUAUUAAUAAUUAAGCUUAUUUCACAAUGGGUGUUGAUCGUUAUUCUUUAAAGCAACACGAUAAUGGAUAUCACGCACUAAGCAGAAUGUCGAGCCAGUUCAACUACACGCUGGAGACCUUCUCUUCCGCGGGCGGAUAUCCGGCGGAGCUCGAGCUGAGUACCAAACGACGCUCCAAACAAACCGUGCCAGACACUGCCAAGGAUGACAAAUACUGGGAAAGGCGGAAGCGGAACAAUCUGUCGGCGAAAAGAUCCCGCGAGUUGAAGCGACUGGCGGAAAAGAGCACGAAAGAACGAGUGGUUGGGCUCUACGAAGAGAACGCUGUCCUUAAGUUCGAGUUAUCGAUUUUGAAGAGGAGACUGGGCCUGCCGGAAGACAAAAGCAUUUUGUCUGAGACCGAACGCGAAGCGGUCGUGAAUGAUCUCCGGAAAGGCGGCGUAGGCGACCUUCGCUAUGUUAGCUUGGACACUAACAGUCCCGAUGACAAUUCAUCAAGAAUCAGCGCUCACAGUAAUUCCACGGGAACGUCGUCGUUCGAGGAAAUGGACGACGAGUUUCCGCUCCAUUCGGACAUAAAACCAAGCAAUCUUCCAGCUCACGUGGCCUUUUUGAACUCUGACGGCGUCUAUACGACUGGGUAUCACGUUAACGCAAAUGUCGAUCUGAAACGGAACGUGUUUGGCGUUAAUAUUGAUAAUCAAAAUAACAAGAGGAAAGCAUACAGUGAGGGCAAUUACACUCCAACGGAUUUAUCUACAAAGAAGCGAAAACCAGCUUAUGCGGGGCAUAUUUCCUGUCUGAACGAAAUGGCCGCCACUGCGGAUGGUAAAACGAAAGAUGUCGUUGACUUUAACAUUGAACAUGAAACCGAAAUUAGAACAAAACUGCAGUUUCUCUCAGACCAAGUCCAGAAAAUGCAGAAACUUGUGAGUGGUGACUAAGGCACUGACAUUUGUUGAAGUUUUACCAUCGGUGUGAUAUUAUUUUCAUUGGUAACAGGUCUAAGUGCGCUGCAUUUGUUUUUUGUGCAAACUUGUUAUUAUGUCAGUGGUGGAACCUUUACCUUUGCCAAGUGAUGUGUUUCAUUUUGUCUAUCUUUUGUUACGGCAUUCUGAUUCUUAUUGAUCGUUGGUUUUGUUAUUCAUUUUUGUAAGUGAUAUCGUUUAUGUUAGUUACUGAGAUGCUGAAAUAUACACGGGUAUUUUA
This is a messenger RNA of Dreissena polymorpha, 1613 nucleotides long. RefSeq names its product nuclear factor interleukin-3-regulated protein-like. NCBI's taxonomy places the organism in Eukaryota, Metazoa, Mollusca, Bivalvia, Myida, Dreissenidae. Gene Ontology annotation, biological process: circadian rhythm; regulation of DNA-templated transcription. Gene Ontology annotation, molecular function: DNA binding; DNA-binding transcription factor activity. The coding region runs from base 431 to 1348 and encodes 305 amino acids. Gene Ontology annotation, cellular component: nucleus. The transcript is spliced from 2 exons. The record is from RefSeq and is a predicted model, not a curated record.